This is a messenger RNA of Pistacia vera, 1635 nucleotides long. RefSeq names its product putative disease resistance protein RGA3. Lineage: Eukaryota; Viridiplantae; Streptophyta; Magnoliopsida; Sapindales; Anacardiaceae. The record is from RefSeq and is a predicted model, not a curated record. Gene Ontology annotation, molecular function: ADP binding. The coding region runs from base 1 to 1635 and encodes 544 amino acids. Gene Ontology annotation, biological process: defense response to fungus. The transcript has 4 exons.
AUGCUACCAAAAAGCAAGAAUCAAGAAACAUACUCUCACUGCUUCCAAAAUCUACAGCUCAAACUGAACAAAUUGACGAGUCUUGAGCCUUUUCAAGCUGAACCAGAAGAAUAUGGGGACAACCUCUUGAAUGCCGAGGAAAAGCAGGCACAGAACUGCGUGCUGCAGGAAGACCUUGAAUGGCUUUCAGAUCAGUUGUAUGAUGCUAAGGAUGUGGUGGAUGAAGUGGAGUGUGAAUUGGAGAAACCAUCGAACAAAGAAUUGAAGAAUAAGCGUGAGGUUUGGAGCGAUAAUUUGAGGGAGAUGAUGAUAAAUCACACCUGCGUUGGUGCUUCAGAAGUUUUCGGGAGAGACGGUGAUAUGGAAAAAAUUAUAAACUUUUUGAAGCAACCAAAAAAUGAAGGUGAAAAGGUCUCUGUCAUCACCAUAGUUGGAGGUGGAGGUAUUGGAAAAACCACUCUAGCCAAAUUGAUGUAUAGUGACAAAACGGUGGACGAACUCUUUGAUCUAAAGAUGUGGGUAAGUGUACCUGAGGACUUUGAUAUAAUUACUUUGAUGAAAGAAACUUGUACUUCUGCAACUGGUCAAAAUCAAGCUGGAUUAGCCGUCAAUGAGUUAGAAGAUCGCUUGCUGGAUGAAUUGGAUGGUAAGAAAUUUUUGUUAGUCUUGGAUGAUGUGUGGAAUGAAAAUUAUGAUAAAUGGGACAAAUUCAAAAACUUAUUGACGCAGAAACCCAAUGGGAGCAAAAUUGUGGUAACUACUCGUAUUAAUCAAGUCGCGAAAGUAAUGGGCGCGGUUGACAUGUCUGUUUUAGAAGGCCUUUCCCAAAAAGAUUCUAUGUUGUUGUUUAAGAAAUGGGCGGCUUUUACAAAUGAAAACAACCAGAUAAAGACCUCAUUAAAAUUGGGGUUGAAAUUGUGGGAAAAUGUGAUGCAUGACUUUGUACAUGAUCUUGUCCUCAAAGUAGCACAAACAGAUUGCGAAGUGGUUGAUCUCAGAUUCCAAGGAAGAAAAAGAAAUGCUCGACAUUUGUCAUUUCUCGACAUUAAGUAUUCUGGUCAAGAAGUUCCAUCUAUUUCGAAGAAAUUGCGGACGAUCAUCAUGCAAAGUGUACUAUCUGAGCAUGUUACUACGGCCUUCCUUAAUACAUGGAUCCUCAGGUUGUCAUGCUUCAGUGGUCUACAAUUUGAAGCGUUGCCAGAUUCCAUUGGUGAAUUGAAACAUUUGAGAUGUCUAUACUUAUCUUGGAAUUUAAGUUUGCAGGAAAUUCCUGAGCUUAUUUCUAAACUUCCGAAUUUACAAACCUUAAUACUUCUUGGUUGUUCAAAUCUUCAGAAGUUACCUCGCAAUAUGCAGAAGAUGACCAGUAUUAGAUAUUUGGAAAUAACUAUAAAAGAGAUUGGAGAAUGGAUGCAAAGUUUCACCGGCCUCCGAAAAUUGGGUUUGGAAGGUUGUGAUAGCUCGAACUCAUUGCCAUACAAUAUAAAAGAUCUGAAAGGAUUGAAGAAGCUCGUGAUACGCAGUUGUCCGAAGAUUAAUCUGAAGAUGGAUUUGAAAGGCGAAGACCCCAACUUGAGCAAGAUGGACUUGCAAAGCGGCGACUCCAACUACUGGACUGACACUCUGACACUCUAG